CGCUCUUGAUGGAAUAAUAUUUGGAUAAACUUUUCUCAUUUUAUGUUGAACACAAUGAACAUUCCAUGGUUUCCUUGGAUUCGUUUAAUUGUAUAUUUAUGCGUGAAUAUUCAAGAAAAUAGUGCUAAAAUUUUGCCAUUUAAUGGCACAUGGAUGUCGAUAGGAAAUCAGUUACCCAGCUCAAUAUGGAUACCAACUACAACACAACCAGCCGGACCUGGUGCACCACAAAUAUUUUUAAUAAAUGAUCAAAAACUACCACAAUCACCGGGUGGCGGUAUUAGUCCACCGAGUAUAACAAUUUUACCCGAAGAUAUGUGCAAUAAUAUAACUGGAUUUAGUCCAGGACAGGUACGUUUAUGUCAUUUGUACAAAGAUCAUAUGCUUGGAGUUGCAAACGGUGCACGCAUGGCCAUUUCUGAAUGUAAACAUCAAUUUAAAGAUCGUCGUUGGAAUUGUUCGACAGUAGAUGAUGGUACUGUUUUUGGCCCUGUGAUGAAAUUAGCAAGUCGAGAAACAGCAUUUGCUCAUGCCAUUGCCGCAGCCGGUGUUACAUAUGCAAUAUCACGAUCUUGUAGAGAAGGAUCUCUAUCAUCAUGUGGCUGUUCACGAGCAUCAAGACCACGAAAUUUAUUUAAAGACUGGGUUUGGGGUGGAUGUGGAGAUAAUUUGGAGUAUGGUUAUAAAUUUACACAAGGAUUUGUUGACAUACGCGAAAAAGAGCGUAAAUUCAAAGCAGGAUCAAAAAAACAAGGACGAUCGUUGAUGAAUUUACACAAUAAUGAAGCUGGACGUCGAGCAAUAAUAAAGAAGUCACGAGUAACAUGUAAAUGUCAUGGUGUUUCGGGAUCAUGCUCUUUGGUCACGUGCUGGCAACAACUUGCUUCAUUCAGAGAAAUAGGUGAUUAUUUGUUGGAUAAAUACGAUGGAGCAACAGAAGUGCGUGCAAAUCGUCGUGGACGUUUACAAAUACGUGAUGCACGAUUUACAAUGCCAACAGCAAACGAUUUAGUAUAUUUACAAGAAUCACCAAAUUAUUGUGUGAAAGAUCCACGCGUUGGAUCAUUUGGCACACAAGGACGUACCUGUAAUCGUACAUCCCAUGGAAUGGAUGGCUGUAAUCUAAUGUGUUGUGGUCGUGGCUACAAUACAAAAAAAGUUACAAUCAAAGAACGAUGUGAAUGUAAAUUCCAUUGGUGUUGUCAUGUUGAAUGUAAAACUUGUAUUAAAACUGUCGAUUUACAUACAUGCAAAUAAUCAAAUCAUGUAAUUAAUUCUAGCGCUGAUCUGUAUUUUUA
Chrysoperla carnea is the source of this 1298-nucleotide messenger RNA. Its product is annotated as protein Wnt-5b-like. NCBI's taxonomy places the organism in Eukaryota, Metazoa, Arthropoda, Insecta, Neuroptera, Chrysopidae. Gene Ontology annotation, cellular component: extracellular region. The record is from RefSeq and is a predicted model, not a curated record. Gene Ontology annotation, molecular function: cytokine activity; frizzled binding. The transcript is spliced from 7 exons. Gene Ontology annotation, biological process: neuron differentiation; multicellular organism development; cell fate commitment. The coding region runs from base 43 to 1257 and encodes 404 amino acids.